Messenger RNA from Pangasianodon hypophthalmus (striped catfish), 8149 nucleotides. RefSeq names its product platelet-derived growth factor receptor, alpha polypeptide (gene pdgfra). Gene Ontology annotation, biological process: protein phosphorylation; embryonic cranial skeleton morphogenesis; multicellular organism development. Gene Ontology annotation, molecular function: platelet-derived growth factor binding; ATP binding; platelet-derived growth factor alpha-receptor activity. The coding region runs from base 1419 to 5816 and encodes 1465 amino acids. Gene Ontology annotation, cellular component: signaling receptor complex. Lineage: Eukaryota; Metazoa; Chordata; Actinopteri; Siluriformes; Pangasiidae. The transcript has 30 exons. The record is from RefSeq and is a predicted model, not a curated record.
UGUAAGGCUGAAUCAAUUAGAGAGCGCAUGAGCGGCGGUGCAGGCGCAUGAGAGAGAGAGAGAGAGAGAGAGAGAGAGAGAGAGAGACUGCAAACACUCCACACACACACACACACACGCACACUUACAUACAUACGCACUGAGGAUUAGAAGCGCUCCAAAAGUCAGGAGGACCCUUACCAGUGCUCAGUGGAGAGUUGUACAGGAGUACUGCCAUUCAGCUUGUUUUGUUUUUUUUUUCUUUCAUCGAGGGAACACACAAAAGGAUUUUUAAAAAGAAAACCUUUGCAGUGGUUUUUUUUCCACGUCCAUCCACUUUUUUGCGUCUGAGCAGACUGCAGGAUUUCUCCACUUCUGAGUUUGAUGUUCACCCCAACUUCUCAACUUCAGCCCAGGGCGGAUUUACAGGCAUCUCGGAGUUUCCCAUAUGGUGUCCAGUCCGAGCUGAGGAGAGAAAAGCGGCUGGGCUCCAGCGCGCAGCUGGGGGUGCCAUCCUGCAUCUAAUGGCUAACACAUUCCCCACUCUGUACCAGCUUGAUUCCCAUUGACAUGGAAUGCGCCCGAGUAAAAUGGAAUAUCGUGCAUCUGGAGUCAUUUGCGCAGAUAAUAUACAUUUCUUCCACUUAUAGAGAAACAAUAUAGACUCCUCUGGAUGUUUGAAGUACAACAUUUUCAUAGCAGUGGAUGACUUCGGAUGUUUGUUUUUUUUUUUCUUCUCCUCUGAAGAGUUGUAGUGUAUGCUGCACUUUGGAGAGGAGCACAAGCACACGGCCACGUAUACGACCACUGGCUCCAUCUCUCUGAUUAAAGCAAUUUGUGCGCCCUGCAGACUUCUCUAUCUUUGGAUAAACUUUUCUCCUGGAUUCCCAUGGAGCAUGUGGGAUUAGGUUAAACACAAGAGAUAACGACAGAGGAUGGUAAAUUGUAACAUUCCUCUCUCAGCUGUUGCUCCAGAGUGUCAGGCGCGCAGAUUCGCGGCUUUGGGGUAAAACAGAUGCGCAUCUGCGCGUGGGAGGAAUGCAGUCGGUGGAGAGCGGGUGGAGGUGGGGGAGUACGGAGUGAGGGUCUGUCCGAGAUCCGAGCCUUCCUUCGUCAGGAAAUAAAAACCACUCUCCAAUCCCGUCCCUUUGGGCUCGAGCGGGAUCACUGUGCGCGGGAUUGUUAAACGGAUAAGGAUUCCCAAACCAGUGCGUUAAGCGCCAAGAGGACAGAGGGCUCGUUUAAUUGCAGCUGGAUUGGCCAAGGACAAUUACUCCCAUCCGAGUAGUGCUCAAGCAAACGACACUAAGGGCAGUAAAGGAACACAGGCGACCCACCCCAACCACCCGCUGUUCCUUUACUGGGUUUAUACUGUCAGUACUUUAAAGUGGAUUUAUCUACCUCCAUGGAUGGAUGUGCUGAACACAACCUAAGCAAUAAUGUGGAUACUGAAGACACAUCUCCUUUUGGGGGUUGUCCUCUUCGGAAUAUUGCAAAAUGGGGCGUGUGAACUGCCUCCUCCGAUCAUCGUUUCGGAUAGAGGGGAGUUCGUGUUAGAGCUGCACUCCGUUUUUAACAUCAGCUGUACAGGGAAUAAGAGCGUCGUGUGGGAAGAACCGCUACCAGUUAACACACACGUGCUGCCCGGGUAUUACACCACUACGCUGCUGAUUGAUGGCGCCGCAGCUCAUCACACGGGAGAGUACACGUGCAUUUACAAUGACUCAGAUGAAGAGCAGCCAAACAUAAACAACAUGGCCAGCAUCUACAUUUUCGUCCCAGACCCUGAAGUUCCAUUUGUUCCUGACGAUCCGACAGAGGCCUCCCAGUUUAACAUUCCUUGCCGCAUUACGGAUCCGCAAUCUACUGUGAUUCUACGGAGUCUACCAAGUGGAGAUGUGGUCCCAUAUGAGUAUGAAGAGAAGUAUGGAUUUUUGGGCUCCUUUGUUCCUGGCCAGUACGUGUGUGAGACCGUUGUGAAUGGUGAGGUGGUCCGGAGCAUGGUGUACCCAGUGACAGACAGGCCAAAUGGGUCAGAUAUGUUUAAUGUGAUGGAGAACGAUUUCAGUGUGAAACUAACAGCCAGUCAAGAGGAGAUAAAAGAGGGGGAAGCUUUCAACCUGACCUGCACGGUUCCACCUGGUAGUCUCUAUGUCCAAAAAUGGUUGCAUCCCAGUAAAGAGGCUGUAGGUGCUAUUCAGAAGAAGGAGACCUACCCUGAUAAGGUUUUGUAUAUCCUCAGUAUCCCACAUGCCUCAACGAAUGACACUGGCUUCUACGAAUGCUCUGUCACAGAGCAGUCCAGCGGCAAGACCCACUCCUCCCAAGUGACCAUCACUGUCCAUGAGAGUUCUUUUGUUACUUUGGAUCACAGUGGGAUUGGAGCAGUAGAAACCAUCUCUCUCCUGGAGGAAGCUGAAUUCACCAUUUACAUCCAUUCCGAUGCUGUUCCCAAGGUCACGUGGUUCAAAGAUGACAAUGUAUUGAAUACCAAUUAUAUAACUGCCAAGACCACUCUUCUAGCAGACAAAAGGUACGAGAGUGUUUUGGUUCUGCGACACCCUGUAGAAGAGGACAGUGGAACAUAUAAGAUUUUAGCAUCAGCUGGUUCAAAGAGUAAAGAGUUCUCCUUCAAACUCUAUGUUAAAGCUGGUGAGCCCCAGAUAAUACAGUCCAUGCUGGCUCCGGUAAUCUGGCCCAGGGAAGAGACUAUGGUGGUGUUCCUUCACUCCAUGUUUAGACUGACGUGUCGGGGCCAAGCAGAGGUGGUGUGGGAAGGUCCCAUCCCCCUUGACAAGCAGAAAUUAGAUGACAAGAGAGGCCUGUUCGUCUCCACAGUGACUGUGGACAAUGCUGAGGCCACACACACAGGAGAAUACACCUGUCUCUACAAGAAUGAGAAUCAGACAGAGGAGAGCAGCAUCUACAUCUUUGUGCCAGAUCCGAACAUACCAUUCGUGGCCCCCCCACUGCCCUUUGGGCACCAUGUGCUGAAAAGCCCAGAGGAGAUGGAGGUUCCUUGCCGCGUGUCUGAUCCGAGUGCUCAAGUCACGCUGUUCCAUGUGGAGACUCAGCAGGCCGUGCCCGCCACGUAUGACAGCAAGAAAGGUUUUCUAGGCAACUUCACACCUGGGACAUAUGUGUGUCAGGCCCUUGUGAAUGGAGAAGAGCAUGAGAGCGAGGAGUACAUUGUCCAUGGCUGGACAGGGGGCUCAGGGCUGCAUGUAGAGAUGAAGGCGGAGAAGAAAGCUCUGCUGGUUGGGGAAACCCUCAUAGUAAACUGUGUAGCCAAAGGCAGUGACUUGCUGGAUCAACAAUGGAAAUAUCCUGGAAAAAUGGCGGAUCGUGCUAAGAUGACACUAAAGGAGAACAAGAAAGAUCAGGAGAUCUAUUACACCCUGACUGUGUCUGAUGCCAGAACUAAAGACAGUGGAAAUUAUGCCUGUUCCAUCACUGACAUUAUGAGCAAUGAGAGCCAAACCAAAGAGCUCACCAUUACUGUCUAUGAGAGGGAGUUUGUGUCUCUAGCUCCAAUGUUUGCCCCUGUGGAGACAGCCAAACUGAAUGAUGUUCGCGAGUUCCAAGUGGACAUUGAGGCUCUUCCUGCACCCAAGGUCACAUGGCUGAAGGAUGGCAUUGUACUGGGUGAUACUGCUGCAGAGUUUACUACCUCCCUUCGGACGAUCAGUGAGACAAGGUACCAGAGCACUCUCGCUCUGAUUAGAGCUAAGGCUGAGGACAGUGGCAACUACACGGUGCGAGCUCAGAUAGGCAACCAGAGCGCCAGCCACUCGUUCAACCUUCAGGUCAAAGUUCCUGCUGUAAUUGUGGACCUGAUGGACCUGCACCAUGGAUCAGAAACAGGCCAGGCUGUGGUGUGUGUUGCCGGAGGAUCUCCCGUCCCUGAGGUGGAGUGGUACAUCUGUAAAAACAUUAAACAGUGUUCCAAUGACUCAAACGAGUGGUCACCUCUUCAGACCAACACCACUGGCAUCACCAUUGAUACACACAUAGACCAGGACAACCAGUUGGAGAGUCAGGUGAUCUUUGGACAUCUGGAGAACACGCUGGCCGUGCGCUGUCUGGCACGGAACGAGAUGGUCGCUGUGUCCCGUGAGAUCAAACUGGUGGCCAAUGGUCCGCACUCAGAGCUCACUGUGGCGGCUGCUGUUCUGGUGCUGUUGGUCAUUGUCAUCAUCUCACUCAUUGUGCUGGUCAUUAUCUGGAAACAGAAGCCACGUUAUGAGAUCAGGUGGCGGGUCAUUGAGUCAGUCAGUCCAGAUGGGCAUGAGUACAUCUACGUGGAUCCCAUGCAGCUGCCCUACGACACACGCUGGGAGUUUCCACGUGAUGGCCUUGUCCUUGGCCGUAUUCUGGGCUCGGGGGCCUUUGGGAAGGUGGUGGAAGGCACUGCAUAUGGACUCAGUCGUUCUCAACCAGUAAUGAAGGUCGCAGUGAAGAUGCUCAAACCAACGGCUCGCUCCAGUGAGAAGCAAGCACUGAUGUCAGAGCUGAAGAUCAUGACUCACCUGGGCCCCCACCUCAACAUUGUUAACCUGCUGGGUGCCUGCACCAAAUCAGGUCCUAUCUAUAUCAUUACCGAGUACUGUUUUUAUGGAGACCUGGUGAACUACUUGCAUAAGAACAGAGACACCUUCCUGAGCCGACAGGGUGAGAAGGGCAAGAAGGACCUGGACAUCUUUGGCAUCAAUCCAGCUGAUGAGAGCAGCAGAAGCUACGUGAUCCUGUCUUUUGAGGAAAAAGGAGACUACAUGGAUAUGAAGCAAGCAGACACAAUGCAGUAUGUCCCCAUGUUGGAGAGGAGCAACGCCUCCAAGUACUUCGACCUCCAGAGAGAUGAUUAUGAUCACCCUCCCUCUCACAAACACAUCAAUGACAGUGAGGUAGAAAAGCUUCUCUCUGAUGACUCAGAGCGCUUGACCACAAUGGAUCUUCUCAGCUUCACCUAUCAAGUGGCCAGAGGGAUGGAGUUCCUGGCCUCCAAAAAUUGUGUUCACAGAGAUUUGGCAGCUCGAAAUGUCCUGUUGUCUCAGGGGAAGAUUGUGAAGAUCUGUGACUUUGGGCUGGCCAGGGACAUCAUGCAUGACAACAACUAUGUAUCCAAAGGAAGUACCUUCCUACCAGUAAAAUGGAUGGCCCCUGAGAGCAUCUUUGAUAACCUCUACACCACUCUGAGUGACGUCUGGUCUUACGGCAUUUUACUGUGGGAGAUCUUUUCUCUGGGCGGGACCCCUUAUCCUGGCAUGGUUGUGGACUCCAGCUUCUAUAACAAGAUCAAGAGUGGCUACAGGAUGGCCAAACCUGAGCACGCCUCCAGUGAUGUUUAUGAGCUUAUGGUGAAGUGCUGGAACAAUGAGCCAGAGAAGAGACCCUCGUUCCACAGUCUGAGUGAGAGUGUGGCCACCCUGCUGCCAUGCGGAUACAAGAGGAGCUAUGAGCGUGUAAAUAAUGACUUCCUGAAGAGCGACCACCCGGCGGUGACCCGCGUGCAGUGUGUGCAGAGCGAUGAGACCUAUUUGGGUGUGGCCUAUAAGAACCAGUGCAAGAUGAGGGAGCGUGAAAGCGGCUUUGAAGAGCAGAGACUGAGCUCAGACAGUGGCUACAUCAUCCCUCUGCCUGAUCUUGACCCCCUUUCCGACGAAGAAUACACCAAAAGGAACCGCCAUAGCUCUCAGACAUCUGAGGAGAGCGCUAUAGAGACAGGCUCGAGCAGCUCCACCCUUCCCAAGCGGGAAGUAGAGACUCUGGAGGACAUAACACUGCUGGACGAGAUGUGCCUGGACUCAGGGGAUCUGGUGGAGGACAGCUUCCUGUGAGAGUGAGACAUAGAGCUGGAAAGAGAGAAAGAGAGGAUGAGAGAGACCCUGUUUAGCAAUUCAUCCAAAAGGGAGGAGGAGAGAAGGGCUAAAAUGCAAGCAUCAGUACAAGAACUCGUCUGAAUAGCCCUUUUCUAUCUCCCACCUGUUCUCUGAACUCUUGCUCCCCUGUAUCAUCCACCUGCCCCUAGAAUCCUCAGAGGAAAAAAGCCUCUUCACUGCCUGGAUGUCCUGCGAAGGUCAUCUAUAAUUAGAGACAGCGUCCUCUACUGGCUCGGAGGACGGUCCGGUAAAAGACUGUAUGUGUACUCAAACUAUGAGGCAUAAGGAAAUAAUACAGAAUAUUAACAUUUUGUAUAGAACUUUAUUUUGUUGGGCAUUCAGAACAGUGAAUUAAGCAGGAACCUGAACGUACUAUUGUAUACUCCAUAACCAGUUGAUUUACAAAUGAGUCAGUCUGAGCUUUCAAUGACCACUACACCUGAACAACUGAACUGACCCGACGCAGUUUCUUUCCAUUCACAUUCCAUCCACAUCCAUUUCCCAGCAUAUUGCAUUAAAAAGCACAAACUUUGGACUAAAUAUAUAGAUCCUGUACCUGAUCAUACAGUAUAUCGUCUGUGACGCAAUAAGUGCAGCAGUUUGAAUAUUUUUUUUUUGUUUGUUUUUUUUUUGUUUUUUUUUUACAUAUUACUGAAUAUAAAUGUGUAAUAUUUUGUGAAUAUUGGGGAGGGAAGGGAAAAGUUUUUAUGUUCCUAAAUGAAGAAAACAGCAAUAAUACUUUGACUUUUGUAGGUCACACAAACCUCACACUAUUGCAAUUUUGACACAUUACAGUAAAACCGUACCAAAGCAUGGACCAAAGAUUAAACUGUUCAAUGUGUCAAGCAGAAGAUAUGGCAAUAUAUCAAGACUUCUACCAGUGUUAUAGUGCACAGGAACUGUGUUUUUACCCUGUGGCAGUGAUGAACUAAUCACUUCAGUGAGAGGAUAAACCUUGUGGUAGCUUAAUUGGCCUUUAAAGGUCAAAUGUUGACAAUAAGCUGGAACAUUUUGAUGCUGUGUAUAACAUAAUGUAACAUGUUCAUCUAUUUACUAUUUGAAUAAUCUGAACCUAAUGACAUAUUAUAUGGGCUGGUUUAGAUGUUUUACCCAAAGAUGUCUUUUCAUCCUUUAAGCUUUCUUUGAAAUCUUAAGACCUGUAGCACAAUAACUGUAGUGAUAUUGUAGAGAGAGGUAUAGAGAGGCAGAGCAAAACAUCUUAGCAAGGGAAAACAUCUCGAAUAUAGUCGUCUAAUAUUUCCUAUUAUAAGAUUACAAUAACCCAAACAUUAUUAAACCUAUUUCUAGACAUUUUCUACUAAUUUUAAGGUUUAAAUUGUCUUAUUCUUUUGGCAGAUCAUUUUGCUUCUUGCUAGACAUACAUAAAUGCUUAAAAUUAGAAAAAUGAAAAUGUGAAAUUAGUAAACAAAAGAUGUCUAGAAAUAGGUGUAAUACUCUUAUUUGUUUUAGUGUAAUCUUAUAACACAAUAUAUUAGAUAAAUUUGACUAUAUUCAAGAUAUUUUCACCUGAUGUCAUUUUUUUGCAUUGAAAUAAUUUGUGGUUUUCAUUUAAUAUUACUAAUAUUGCAAAAGAUGAUUAUCCCCAGACAUUAUUGACCUUCUGUUCUGUUCCUGAGCACUGAUGCUGGACACUAUGGACCGUAAAACCCUGGUAUUCUAGGUUUUUCAUAAAAAAAAAAAAAACUAUAUAAACUGAAACACAGGUAUAUCAUCAAAUGUCCAGCUUCAGUGCAUAUAACGUCUAAAGCCGAGCUUUCCAUCUCACCUAUAUUGUGUACAGUCGUCCUGAAGCAUGGUAGAGAGUCUUUGUGUAGCUAGUUUGAUGUUAUACAUCACUGCACGGAUUAAAUGGGUUUUCAAUGUAGAGUUUAUCAUCCAGCAAUCCACUGCCUCCCUCUGAGUGUAUACCCACUGUGAUCUACUCAAUGGGCACGAAGAAGAAAAAAAAAACUGUUGCACUUUUUAGACCCUUCUUUUGUUGUUUUUAUCUGUCAUUGUAUGUUUGUUUGAAGAGUUUAUAUGAUGAGCAAAUACAUUUCGUGAGAUUUAUUUGGCUUUAAAUGCCUCCAGUUUCUGUAGACAGCAGACUGAGUGUUGUACAGGAAGAGAUGGUUAAUAGAAGAGAGGUAUGAAUUAUACUCCAUGGUACAGUAUGUGUAAUAAUAGGUAGUUACUCCCAGUACAAGAUGUUAUCCUCCUGUCUUAUUAUGCGUUAUGUCUAUGUCCAUUCAGAUGAUUUAUAUUUCAAUAAAUGAGAUUUAAUAAUGUGA